AUGGACCCCGUGGAUACUUCACAACGUUUGGAGAGGCUCAGAGAGCUGAUGCGAGAGCGUAGCGUGGAUGUAUACGUUGUCCCGUCCGAAGACAGCCAUCAGUCUGAAUACAUUGCCCCCUGCGAUGGUCGUCGAGCAUUUAUUUCGGGGUUCACCGGCUCUGCCGGGUGUGCUAUUAUCUCUAUGAGCAAGGCGGCUCUCUCCACCGACGGCAGAUACUUCAAUCAGGCCUCGAAACAACUGGAUUCCAACUGGUUCUUACUGAAACGCGGCAUAGAGAACGUUCCAACGUGGCAAGAAUGGACCGCAGAACAGGCUGAAGGCGGCAAGGUGGUCGGCGUUGACCCUUCGCUGAUUACUGCGGCUGAGGCUCGCAAACUCUCUGAUACCAUCAAGGUCAGCGGUGGAUCUUUGCUUGGUGUUGAAGAAAACCUAGUUGAUAUCGUUUGGGGUGCAGACCGCCCUGCACGCCCAAAUGAGCCGGUCAAGGUGCACCCCUUGGAAUUUGCGGGGAAAGCCUUCCAGGAUAAGAUAAGUGACUUGCGCAAAGAGCUCGUCAAGCGGAAAAAGGCUGGCAUUGUUAUAUCUACACUCGAUGAGAUCGCAUGGCUCUUCAACUUGCGAGGCGCCGAUAUUCCCUUCAAUCCAGUCUUUUUCUCAUAUGCUAUCGUCACCCAGUCAGCUGCUGAUCUUUAUGUUAAUGCAUCUAAAAUAGCGCCAGACGUCAAGGAACAUCUGUCAGGUUAUGUUUCCUUGAAGCCAUAUGAGUCUAUUUUUGAUAACGUCAAGUUGUUAAGUCAAUCUUUAUCGAGUAGGGAAGGCGCUCCGCAAAAAUUCUUGCUUCCUGACAAAGCGUCAUGGUCCUUGAAUCUAGCCCUCGGUGGUGAGGAUAAGGUUGAAGAAGCCCGAAGCCCUAUCUCAGACGCAAAGGCGAUCAAGAACGCUGUCGAAUUGGAGGGGAUGAGAGCCUGUCAUAUCCGUGACGGCGCCGCAUUGUCGAAAUACUUUGCUUGGCUCGAAAACGAACUUGUCAAUAAAAAGACUGUUCUUAGUGAAGUCGAUGUGUCUGAUAAGUUAAAGGAAAUCCGCUCUGCAGGAGAGUACUUCGUCGGUCUAUCUUUCGACACUAUAUCUUCCACUGGGGCAAAUGCGGCAAUUAUCCAUUACCGAGCGGAUAGGGAGAGCUGCCCCAAUGUCGAUCCAAAUGCCAUCUAUCUUUGCGACUCGGGUGCUCAGUAUCUAGAUGGAACGACUGAUACUACUCGUACCUUUCAUUUCGGGGAGCCUACCGAAAUGGAGAAGAAAACGUAUACCCUCGUUCUAAAGGGCAUGAUCAGUAUCGACACUGCCAUAUUUCCUAAAGGAGUCACCGGAUACGCUAUUGAUGCUUUCGCACGACAGCACCUAUGGCGAUAUGGCCUGGACUAUUUGCACGGCACUGGCCACGGAGUUGGUUCCUAUCUUAACGUCCAUGAAGGCCCAAUGGGCAUUGGACCGAGGGUUCAAUUCGCAGAUGUAGCUAUCGCUGCAGGACAUGUUCUUUCGGAUGAGCCUGGCUACUAUGAGGAUGGUAAUUUCGGCAUUCGAAUUGAAAAUAUCGUAGUCGCAAAAGAAGUCAAAACUCCACAUAAAUUCGCGGAUAAGCAGUGGCUCGGCUUUGAGCAUGUUACCAUGACUCCCUUGUGCCAAAAGCUAAUUGACACCGCUUUGCUAACGCCUGAGGAGAUGAAAUGGGUGAACGACUAUCACCAGGAAGUUUGGGAGAAGACAAAUGAGCUCCUUGCAAAUGAUGAACUAACAACAGCCUGGCUGAAGCGGGAAACCUCGCCGAUGUAA
Molecule: messenger RNA, 1836 nt
Organism: Ophidiomyces ophidiicola
Lineage: Eukaryota; Fungi; Ascomycota; Eurotiomycetes; Onygenales; Onygenaceae
Exons: 10
Coding region: 1-1836 (611 amino acids)
Molecular function (GO): metalloaminopeptidase activity
Source: RefSeq, a predicted model, not a curated record